Molecule: messenger RNA, 3658 nt
Organism: Exaiptasia diaphana
Lineage: Eukaryota; Metazoa; Cnidaria; Anthozoa; Actiniaria; Aiptasiidae
Product: cytochrome P450 20A1
Exons: 12
Coding region: 184-1629 (481 amino acids)
Cellular component (GO): membrane
Molecular function (GO): monooxygenase activity; iron ion binding; oxidoreductase activity, acting on paired donors, with incorporation or reduction of molecular oxygen
Source: RefSeq, a predicted model, not a curated record
AAACUAAAGAUAAAACAACAACAAACUCUUCCACAGUCUCCUGCUCGGCUUUCAAUAUAGAGAAAAUACCUAAACCCAAAAGACUGUUGAAGAGUGCAUAUACGUGUAACAGGGCAGUGGAACGCAACGCAAAAGGAAAAGCUUCAAAACUUGGUUUUACCUCUUUACCGUCGUUCUCGUUUUAUGAUGUUUCCUGCUCAUGUCCAUGUUGCAGACUUUGGUAUAUUUGCAGUUGUUGCAGUGUUCGCUUUGAUUGUGAUUCUUGUUUCAUUAUUUGAUUUUCGCAAAUCAACCAAAGCCUCAAAUAUUCCUGGACCUGUUCCUACCCAUACAGAGCUUGGCAACCUUGGUGACAUGCAAGAAGCUGGUAGUUUGUAUCAAUAUAUACAACAUCUUCACAAAACUUAUGGUCGUAUUGUAAGUUUCUGGUGGGGUAAGACUUACACAGUCAGCRUAGCUUGUCCUCACUUGUGGAAGGACAUUCAAAGCAUUUUUGAUCGUCCUCCUGAACUCUUCAAACUUUUUGAACCACUGAUUGGUAAGAAAAGUAUUCAGUACAAAAAUGGAAUUAAAGGACGACAAUUCAGGCAGCUUGUUGACAGAAGUUUCAGCCAUGAAGCUGUUAUGAACUACUUUAAUUGUUUUCAAGAGGCAGCAAACACAAUGGCCAAAGACUGGCUUUCCAAACCUAAAGGACAGCACAUUCCAGUUAUGGAAAGCAUGUUCAAUUUAGCCAUUCAAAGCAUUGGCAAAGCUGGAUUAGGCAAGAUUUUCAGUUAUGACACAGACAUAAAAAGAUUUUCUGAUGCAUAUGUCAUAUGCUGGAAUGAACUGGAGUCACAACUUGGAACUCCUCCACCAGAAGUAGGAAGUGACAGAGCAAAGGCUUUUGAAGAAGGCAAAAAGUACAUGCGUAGUGUUGUAAAGAACUUGAUUGCAUCUAGGCAAAAGAAUUCUGAGGAAAUGAMAGAGAAGCUCUUCAUUGAUUCAAUGAUUGAUUGUGACCAGAUUGAUGAAGAGGAGCUUGAAGAUGACAUUUUAACAUUCAUGAUUGGAGGGUUCCAUACAACAGCUACAAUGAUGGUUUGGUGUUUUUAUUACCUGGCAAUUCACCCAGAAAUCCAGGAAAAAGUUCAUUACGAAUUGUUAGAGGUUCUUGGUGAAGAAGAAAUCACACCACAAAUUACCAGUGAUUUGAAAUAUUGCCGGCAAGUAAUUGAUGAAACUUUACGAUGUGCUGUGGUUGCACCAUGGGGUGCCAGAGUGCAGAUUGACCAUGACCUUCAGAUUGGAGAAUACGUUGUGCCAAAAGAGACACCCAUUCUGACACCAUUUGGAGUUGUGCUUCAAGAUCCUGAGAUUUUUCCUGAACCUCAGCGAUUCGAUCCUGAUCGUUUCGCUCCGGAAAAUGUCAAGGACCGCCCUUCCCUCGCUUACCAGCCAUUUGGAUUUGCCGGCAAACGAAAGUGUCCUGGGUGGAGGUUUUCUAUUGCCGAAGGUCUGGUGUUUAUGUCUGUGUUCUUUAGACGAUUCAAAGUCGACUUGGUGGAGGGACAAAAGGUUGAACCUGUGUAUCGUCUCGUCACCUCACCUAAAGAAGAAUUUUGGAUUACCAUCGGUCAAAGAUAAAGAUAAAGUAGAAUAUACUGUCUAACUAUUAGAUUACGGAUAAAUAUCUAGGACACUCUGGAAUCUUCUUAUGUCCCAUAAUCAACGUCGAGCAUAGUUUAUGUAAACCCAAAGCUAUUUUAAAAUAGGUUGUCAGAGAAAGUACACAGCCAAAUUUAUAGGUAUUCAAUACUGAUAGACGAUAAUCAUUCAUCUGCUGAAACUAUGGUCAAACCAUCGUCGAAUCUURCCAUCAAUAAUCAAUGAUGACAGCAACUUUCGGUCGAGUAUUGUUCAAUCUCUCCGACAACCAUUUUUGAGUACCAGGUGCCGAUUAUGGCCCUCUUAUAACCAUCAAGGUACUGUCAUUUACCUUUUCACAUGACUUAUUAGUUUACACGAAUGAAACUUUGAACCUAUAAUCCUGGACAAAAAAUGUUGGCAGUUUUUACGCACUUCACCUUCCUCGUGCCCCCUUCCCUCCAAUACAAUGUUUGUGGCUUUCUUUUCAAUUGCUGUCCAUUCAUUGCCCCCUGCUUGUAACAUUGAUGUUGGAGGGAGGGGAGGGAAGAGGAAUAUUUUCAGUAGAUGCGCGCCACACAGUGUUUAUAAAGCCGCGGCUAUACGGCUAUAUUGCGCAGGCGACGCGAUUUUCGGGUAAGAUGAAAGCUGAACAUCGAAUUUGAGCUUUUUUUUAAUAUACUCUUUAUGGAGAUUCAAAUAUAGCAUUGUGUAGCCACAUGGUGCGCUGGUGAUAUUGAGAAAAUCGCUUCGCCUGGACAAGCGAAAAAGCGCUCGUGUAGCCGCGGCUUAAUACCCAARUGAAAAAUUGUCAAGUAUUCAUGUCCAAGAUUAUAGGCGUCAGGAUGCACUGAACAUAAGUGAAUGAUUUAUGUAGUUCAGUAUGCCUUGAUCCAAUAUUGUGAUAGCUGGAAACUGUCAAUUUUAGUAUAUUAUAGAGGUUUUACAAUAUUUUGAAAACUGUUCUAGAGUGCAAAUCCUUCACACGCUCCGAAUACUGCUAAUACGGAAGCGAAAGGUGUGGACACGAAAGGUUUUCUAUCCAAUUGAAUACAUUUUUGGGUUAAAAAAAAUUUCCGGCCAUAUCGGAAAACACAGCGGCCGAAAGGGGUUUUGGAGUCGUUUUUGGUUAUUUUAGUCGACUAAAAUAGGAGUUUUAUUCGGCUUGUGCUGUUCGGGUUUAUACCAGGCCAAGUGAGUGAAGAAAAAAAAUGAAAUGUUUUGUGUCUCAACUAUCACACUAAAUGACCUAACUCUAAAAAAUUAAAAURAUUAGUAAUACUACUUUUUAUAAUUUUAUGCUAAUUCUUUUGUUUUUGUUCAACUAGCAGAAUUUAGUAAUUAGCGUUACUAAAUUACUGAAAGCACUCUAGUGGAGUGAACUCACUUGAAAAAAUGUACAACGUAGUUGAUAGAUUAUGCAAAUUCCUUUGUUUUCUAUUGCCUAAUCAACGCUAGAGUUUUCACCCUCAUUAAGCUGUUUGAAAGAAAUUGGCAUAAUUCAUAUCAAUAUCUAUUAAACAAUUGAGUAUUUUAAUUGAGGAUGGUAUGCUGUGAUAGUUACCCAUGAAAACUGGAAGUUCCGAAAAACAAAUAGUCAUCAAAGAACGCAGUUCGGGAGGGCGACCAAGACGUUUUGAGGAACAUCCAGUUUCCAAGGGCAACUAUCACAUCAAAAUGCCCGAGAUUUAAACUACUAACUCAGUUUUUGUUUUUCAACAGCACAAAUUUUCUGAAGCGGCGGCACUAUUGCGUCACGUGCGCUAUUCUCCAUCAGUGAGAGCGGAGGAAAAUUCGUUGUUGAAUUUUAGUAAUUUUUUCUAGACCAGCUUUCGAAGGUUAGUCCUAACAGUAAAUUCGCCCUCCAUUUACCAAGAAUUUUUCUCUAGAGCGAAAACGAUGUAAUCGAUAAAUUAUAUAUUUUAUAUGAGAUAGUAUAAAAGAUAUUGAAAAUGAUUAUUGAAUGAAAUAAUACUAUACUAAAUAUAUAGAGGCUUUGAAUAAAUAACUGAUCGUUUUCUGUAUUGUA